ACAUCAGAAUCUUCUCACUGUCAGUCAGCUGAACUCACAUCUCCUGCCAACAUGUCCUACAGCUGCUGCUCUGGAAACUUCUCCUCCCGCUCCUUUGGGGGAUACCUGCGCUACCCCAGCUCCUCCUGUGGCUCGUUCCACCGCAGCAACCUGGUCUACCGCACUGACGUCUGCUCUCCCAGCACUUGCCAGGUGGGCUCCUCCAUCCACAGUGGCUGUCAGGAGACCUGCUGUGAACCUACCAGCUGCCAGACAUCCUGUGUGGUGUCCAGACCUUGCCAGACAUCCUGCUACCAGCCGAGAACCUCCACGCUCUGCAGUCCCUGCCAGACGACUUGCUCUGGGUCUCUGGGUUUUGGGACCAGCAGCUGCCAUUCCCUGGGCUAUGGAUCCAGAAGCUGCUACUCAGUGGGCUGUGGAUCCAAGGGUUUCAGAUCCCUGGGUUCUGGAGUCUGUGGCUUCCCUUCCCUGAGCUAUGGAUCCAGAUUCUGCCGCCCAACCUUCUUCACCUCCAGGAGCUGCCAGUCAUCCUGUUUCAGACCAACAUGUGGAUCUGGCUUCUAUAGAUCCACUUGUUGAGGGUCCAGGCAUUUUGAGCAAUAUGUCUAACCUCUAAACAGAGAGUUUAUCAUCUUUAUGAUAUUCAAGAAAUACUAUCCAGUCAACUUUCUUCCAGCCAGAAAGUAUUGGCCAAAAAACUGUCCCUAACAUAUAUUUAAUCUUAUUGGAUGAAUUUAUAAAAUUAGUGGAAUUAAUGAAAUAAAUUGUGAGAUAAAUUAAUGGAAUUUAUGUUAAUAAACAUGAACUAAUGUUAAUGAAUUAAUGGGAUUCUUAUUGAUAUACUUUACUCAAAAGAAUGAUGAAAACAUUUAUGAAUAUAACGUAAUAAACUCAUUCUGGCUUCCAAA
Messenger RNA from Nyctereutes procyonoides (raccoon dog), 908 nucleotides. RefSeq names its product keratin-associated protein 13-1-like. Gene Ontology annotation, cellular component: keratin filament. Gene Ontology annotation, molecular function: structural molecule activity. Lineage: Eukaryota; Metazoa; Chordata; Mammalia; Carnivora; Canidae. The record is from RefSeq and is a predicted model, not a curated record.